Molecule: messenger RNA, 1296 nt
Organism: Dioscorea cayenensis subsp. rotundata (Guinea yam)
Lineage: Eukaryota; Viridiplantae; Streptophyta; Magnoliopsida; Dioscoreales; Dioscoreaceae
Product: annexin-like protein RJ4
Exons: 6
Coding region: 70-1008 (312 amino acids)
Cellular component (GO): cytoplasm
Molecular function (GO): calcium ion binding; calcium-dependent phospholipid binding
Source: RefSeq, a predicted model, not a curated record
UAUAUACAUACAUAAACACCAAAGAGAAGAUAAAGAAGAAAGAAGAAGAAAAAGGAGAGAUAGAAAGAGAUGGCAACUUUGAAGAUCCCUCAUCCUGUUCCUUCUGCUGUUGAAGACGCUGAGAAUCUCAUGAAGGCUUUUCAUGGAUGGGGAACUGAUGAGAAGGCAGUGAUAUCAAUCCUUGCUCAUAGAGAUGCUGAUCAGAGGAAGCAAAUCAUGGUGGCCUAUGAAGAACUUUACAAAGAGAAUCUCAUCAAAAGACUUGAAUCCGAAAUCUCUGGUCAUUUCGAGAGAGCGAUGUAUCGAUGGAUGUUUGAUCCCAUUGAGCGGGAAGUCAUCUUUGCAAAUGUAGCACUGAAGAAGAGUGUGGAUUGGAUUGUGAUCAUUGAACUAUCAUGCAUUAAUUCUCCUGAUGAACUUUUAGUCAUCAAGAAGAUGUAUCAGAAUCGAUAUAAGCUAUCAUUGGAGGAAGAUGUUGCCUUCCAUACUUCCGGAGAUUUUCGCAAGCUUUUGGUCGGGCUUGUGAGCACAUAUCGGUAUAGGGGCGAAGAGAUAAAUGCAAGUCUAGCGCAAGCAGAGGCCAAAAUACUUCAUAAUCUGAUCAAACAAAAGACAUUUGAUCAUGAUGAAGUUAUCAGAAUCUUGUGCACAAGGAGCAAGGCACAACUUAAUGCUACCUUUAAUUGUUACAAGGAUGAACAAGGAACCUCAAUCACUAAGAGCCUGUCAAGUGCUUCAUCAAGUGAGUUUGUAUCGGCAUUACGCACAGCAAUUCGUUGCAUUAUCUCCCCUGAGAAGUACUAUGAGAAGCUUUUGCGCCGUGCACUGAACAAAGGAGGGAUCGAUGAGGAUUCGCUUACUCGUGUGAUCAUUAUGCGAGCAGAGAAGGACUUACAGGUUAUCAAGGAGCUGUAUCAGAAGAGGGCAAACAUGACUCUUGAUCAUGCAGUGAGUAAGGAAGCUUCAGGGGACUACAAGAAGUUCCUUCUGGCUUUGAUUGGGAACUAGAAGUCAAAAUCAGUUCCUCAUGAUAUGCAUAAAUGACAGCUAUCUUUUCUAGUAAUCGUCGCCUUCUAUUUUAAUUAGACUUUGAAGCAUCUUACUGUUUGAACUAAGAGAUUUAGUGUUUGAUCCAUGGAUGCUGGAUCUGCUGUCAGUGUUGUUAGUGUUUGUUCAUGAUGAAUAACUCUGGUUUUAAUUUCUCUUGUUUCAUGCUGAACCAAACUCUUUUGCAUUUUUGUGGCUGUUCUUCAUGAUGGUCAUGAAAUUGUGAUUGGCUAGUUAUAAGCUAGAGCU